This is a messenger RNA of Nannospalax galili (Upper Galilee mountains blind mole rat), 950 nucleotides long. RefSeq names its product catechol-O-methyltransferase domain containing 1 (gene Comtd1). Lineage: Eukaryota; Metazoa; Chordata; Mammalia; Rodentia; Spalacidae. The transcript is spliced from 7 exons. The record is from RefSeq and is a predicted model, not a curated record. The coding region runs from base 98 to 877 and encodes 259 amino acids. Gene Ontology annotation, molecular function: O-methyltransferase activity; S-adenosylmethionine-dependent methyltransferase activity.
GCGGCCGGGCCUGGACAAGGUGGAGCUCAGUCGCCCACGGGUCCUGGUCGGGUCCCCUCGACUCCAGCACACGUGAUCGCCGCCUGCUACCCGCGCCAUGACCCUGACGGUGCCCCGGUUCUCAGUUCCCGCCUUGCUGGCCUUGGGCUCGGCUGCACUGGGCGCCGCCUUUGCCACUGGACUCCUCCUGGGGAGACGAUGGAGGUUCGGGAGGCAGCAGCGCCUGCUGCCCCCGGAGGACAGUCCCCUGUGGCAGUAUGUACUGAGCCGCUCCAUGCGCGAGCACCCGGCGCUGCGCAGCCUGAGGCUGCUGACCCUGGAGCAGUCGCGGGGGGAUUCCAUGAUGACCUGUGAGCAGGCCCAGCUUCUGGCCAACCUGGCGCGGCUCAUCAAGGCCGAGAAGGCUCUGGACCUGGGUACUUUCACAGGGUACUCUGCCAUGUCACUGGCCUUGGCACUGCCCGCGGCCGGGCGCGUGGUAACCUGCGAGGUGGACGCGGGGCUCCCGGAGCUGGGACGGCCCCUAUGGAGGCAGGCCGAGGUGGAGCAGAAGAUCGACCUCCGGCUGCAGCCCGCCCUGCAGACCCUGGACGAGCUCCUGGCGGCGGGCGAGGCCGGGACCUUCGACGUGGCGGUGGUGGACGCGGACAAGGAGAACUGUGUGCUGUACUACGAGCGCUGUCUGCAGCUGCUGCGCCCGGGAGGCUUGCUCGCGGUGCUUAGAGUCCUGUGGCAGGGAGAGGUGUUGAGACCUCCACCAAGGGACAAGACAACUGAGUGCGUGCGAAGCCUAAACGAGCGCAUCCUACGGGAUGCCAGGGUCUACAUCAGCAUCCUGCCCCUAGGUGACGGCCUCACCUUGGCCUUCAAGAUCUAGGCCUGGCCCCCCGCGAAUGGGCUUGCACUGACUCUUGAGUUUUAAACCUGACAAUAAAAGUUGGGUCACAGGA